Hemicordylus capensis (graceful crag lizard) is the source of this 2482-nucleotide messenger RNA. RefSeq names its product purinergic receptor P2X 3 (gene P2RX3). The coding region runs from base 150 to 1379 and encodes 409 amino acids. Lineage: Eukaryota; Metazoa; Chordata; Lepidosauria; Squamata; Cordylidae. Gene Ontology annotation, biological process: monoatomic cation transmembrane transport; response to ATP. The transcript is spliced from 12 exons. Gene Ontology annotation, cellular component: plasma membrane; nuclear inner membrane. Gene Ontology annotation, molecular function: purinergic nucleotide receptor activity; extracellularly ATP-gated monoatomic cation channel activity; ATP binding. The record is from RefSeq and is a predicted model, not a curated record.
GAACAGCAGGAGAGAGGCAGCUUCACUUCUUAAAAGAGCAGCUUCUGAGUUUUUCUGUGGGUGCAGAUUACAGCUCUGAGUCCACUCUUAGACCUACCACGGCACCUUGACCUUCUCAGGCUUGCAGAGCAUUCUGGAUUUCUUUCUCAAUGCCCACAGGCUCCUCCAGCAUGAAGUGUGUGGCAGAAUUUUUCACUUAUGAAACUACCAAAUCAGUGGUGGUGAAGAGUUGGACCAUCGGCGUGAUCAACCGGGCAGUCCAGUUGCUCAUCAUUUCCUACUUCAUUGGGUGGGUGUUCCUGCAUGAGAAGGCCUAUCAGAUUAGGGACACCUCCAUCGAGUCCUCUGUGGUGACAAAGGUGAAGGGCUUCGGCAAAUACAGCAACCGCGUCAUGGACACAGCUGAUUACGUUACACCUCCACAGGGAACAUCAGUAUUCGUCAUCAUCACCAAACUCAUUGUGACAGAGAAUCAGGUACAAGGCUUCUGCCCUGAGAAUCAGCCAGAAUAUUCGUGUGAGUCAGACAGUCAGUGCAAGAAGCCUAGCCCUAUCACAGGAGGAGGGAUCCUGACGGGCCGCUGCGUUAAUUACAAUUCCACUUUCCGGACAUGUCAGAUACAGGGCUGGUGCCCAGCGGAAGUGGACAACAUACCUGCACCUGUCAUGCUAGAAGCAGAAAACUUCACCCUCUUCCUUAAGAACAGCAUCCGUUUCCCACUGUUCAAUUUUGAGAAGGGAAAUCUCCUCCCUAACUUCACAAGUCAAGAUAUUAAGAACUGCCGCUUUGACCCAGUAGAGCACCCCUUCUGCCCUAUCUUGCGCCUGGGGGACAUCGUGAGGUUUGCUGGGCAAAACUUUGCCUCAUUGGCUGAGAUGGGCGGGAUCAUAGGCAUCAAGAUUGGAUGGGUGUGUGAUCUGGACCAUUCUUGGGAGCGCUGCAUCCCCAGUUAUUCCUUUAAUCGGCUUGACACUGUCUCUGAAAAGAGCAGUGCCUCUACUGGAUACAAUUUCAGGUACGCCAAGUACUACAAACAAGAGAAUGGCACAGAGUACCGCACACUGAUGAAGGCAUUUGGCAUUCGUUUCGAUGUCCUGGUAUAUGGCAGUGCUGGGAAGUUCAACAUCAUCCCAACCCUCAUCAAUACUGUGGCAGCCUUCACAUCUGUUGGGGUGGGGACAGUCCUGUGUGACAUUAUUUUGCUCAACUUCCUGAAGGGAGCAGAUCAGUACAAGGCCAAGAAAUUUGAAGAGGUGACAGAUGCAGCACUGAGUCCAAACACUCCCACCAGCCCCAUGUACCGAAGCAGCCAGACACUGGGAGGUCGUUGUGAGGAGAAGCAGUCAACCGACUCAGGAGCCUACUCCAUUGGACUCUAGUAAAUAAGAAACCUUGGACAUUGAACCCUGCAUUAUUCUGUGUCCUGGGCACUACUCCGCCCCCAGGCUCUUCAGUUUGGACCUUCCCAUCACAUCCUACUAUUGAGGAAACUGGUUGUUUUUGACCUCAUGCUCUCCAUUCUUCCCUUUCUAUCCUGCAUUCCCACCCCCACCCACCCCCCAGGAACAUAUCAUGGCCCUCCUUUCCAUGGGAAGCUCUCAAAUCGAGUGUGAGAGAGAGAGAGAGAAUGACCACAACAAAAAUGUUAUUUGAAAAAGGGAAAUCUUUAGAUUCCCAAGAAAGUAAUCAUCAUCUAGCUGAAGCUCUGAUAGACUGAAAAUGUGCAUCUCAGCUUGCCAAAAUAGCUUCUUUUAGUAAUGGUGAGGCUGCCGUUGCCACAACAGCCGUCAUCACCACCACUGCAUGCAAGAGUGACGGAUCCUUCUGAUUUGUACUAUGUGGAGACAGUACUGCUAUAGAGCAGAAUUAGGCAGGUGAUAUAUAUAACUGAAGAAAAAUUAAAAGAUUGUGUAAUCUAUUAGAAAAUAUGCAACGGCCAAGGUUUGGGUUGGAGCCACUCUAUCAGAUCACAUUACACUGAUCUCAUGCCAGCUUUACUGUUAGUUGCCAGUUUGCUUCCAGGAACAAUCCAAAGGUGCUGUUUUUGACUUUUAAAGUCCUAAAUGAGCUGGGACUAGAAUAUUUUCAAAGUUGCCUCCCCACUAUGAGCCUGCCUCUGGUCCAGUUUGGAAGCCUCCUUUGGGUUCCCCUACAAAUUGAAGAUAUGGUGUAUGUUCAAGGACCUUUUCAGCUGAAGCACCCAAGAUCUGGAAUGGCCUCCCAGAAGAGGAACACCUGACCCCAUCACUGCCUGUUUUUUGAUGGCAGUGAAGACACUCCCAUUUCAGCUACCCUUUCCAGAGUUGUGAUAGCAGCAGUAAAUCCUGAUGUUUCAGUCUGUUUAAAGAUGUGUUGUAUUUGUUUUAUUUAGUUUGUUAUUGCUACCAUUAUGUUAUUUUACUAUUAUUGUAAGCCAAGUUAAAUAGUCCUGUGGAAAGGUAUGGUAGAAAUCAGUACUGUACAAUAAACAGUGACCAAUUUG